Molecule: messenger RNA, 2007 nt
Organism: Chanos chanos (milkfish)
Lineage: Eukaryota; Metazoa; Chordata; Actinopteri; Gonorynchiformes; Chanidae
Product: androgen receptor-like
Exons: 8
Coding region: 1-2007 (668 amino acids)
Biological process (GO): regulation of DNA-templated transcription
Molecular function (GO): DNA-binding transcription factor activity; sequence-specific DNA binding; zinc ion binding
Source: RefSeq, a predicted model, not a curated record
AUGAAAUCGGCUUCUCAUGUACUGGAUUAUACAGAGAAGAUAAAACGCGGAGCGGACGCACGGCUAGCGGACAAUAUCACGAAUCUCACCAGCAGCCUCAUUUCUGAAACAGCUAAAGAACUGCGUGAAGCAGUUUUGGUCUCGCUUGGUUUUAAUUCAGACCAAUAUGAAAUGCACCAUGGACAACCGAUUAAUGUGUCUACAGGGGGAGUUCGAAGUCACGAAGAACAUUUUGCCGAAGCAAAAGAGACGCCCGAGUUACCUGCAGGUGGAUCAGGCAUACCGCCAUCAGACGUGACAUGCCCCAGAGACGAUAGGUUAUCAAUAAAGAAUGAGGAACUCGAUGGCGUGUUUGUGGUAAACCAAGAACAUGAUGGCACAGCACAGAGACGAAUGCAGGAGUUGAUCAUACUUCCAAAUGAAACGAAAGAGCACUGGCAAUCAAAGCAACGUCUGGUGACGACCUCGUCAUUUCACGAAGACUCAGUUAAGUUCUUUGAGAUGGAUUGUGCACACUCGAAUGAAGUUGACGAAAUACGGUUUACCUGCUCUAAAGUCGAGAACGAAGUCAAAGGUAACUUUGAUGACUGGCGCACGAAUAACGUAACCCCGCACAGUGCCAGCUUGAAAACAGAGUGUAUGGAAUUUAAUAUGCGCAGGAUCCGAAGAAACUGGGACAGCGAAAGCUACAGAAUGUCCAGGCACUGCGCUUUCUCACAUGAGAAUUCACACGAGUGUCCUCCGUACGACGAUAACCCCCAUGAGAGGUCCAGCGGGCCCGUAUCACGGCAUCCAUAUUCUUCAGAGUGUUCCCUAGGCACAGUGUCGAGGAUAACGAACUUCCAGACUCUGUCCAGACAGACGAAAGGAACCCACCAGCUUCACUUAAUCAGUUCUGGACUCAGGGUGGAGGAUGCUGUGUUACCAGUGAGGGCUCUGUUCCCUGCUCCACGGCUUUGCCAGGUGUGUGGUGACGAGGCCUCGGGCUGUCAUUAUGGAGCGCUCACCUGCGGGAGCUGCAAGGUGUUUUUCAAGAGAGCUGCUGAGGGAAAACAGAAAUACCUCUGUGCCAGUAGGAAUGACUGCACCAUUGACAAACUCAGGAGGAAAAACUGUCCAUCUUGCCGUUUAAAGAGGUGCAUUGCACUGGGGAUGAGCCUCGGAGCCCGUAAGCUGAAGAAGAUUGGGUGUCUGAAACCCUGUGCUCAGGAGUCGCCCACAGCCUCAGGCAAGACCGUGUUUUCCAGCCUGGAGCCGAGCCUCCCAGCUCAGCCCACCCUCCUGGGCACCCUGAAGAGGAUCGAACCUGCUCUGGUUAACGCCGGACAUGACCACGGCCAGCCAGACUCAGCCGCCACCUUACUGUCCAGUCUUAAUGAACUGGGGGAGAGACAACUUGUUAGUGUGGUCAAAUGGGCCAAAGGAGUGCCGGGUUUUCAGAAUCUACAUAUGGAUGACCAGUUAAAGAUUAUCCAGUACUCAUGGAUGCUAGUGAUGGUGUUUGCUUUAGGGUGGAGAUCCUACACUAAUGUUGAUGCCAAAAUGCUCUACUUUGCUCCUGAUCUCAUCUUCAAUGACCACCGAAUGCAGGUCUCCAGCAUGUAUGAACACUGUCUUAGAAUGAGAGAACUCUCCCAAAGGCUGAGCCUGCUUCAGGUCACCCAUGAAGAAUUCCUCUGCAUGAAAGCCCUGCUCCUCUUCAGCAUCGUUCCAGUGGAGGGCCUGAGGAGUCAGAGGCGUUUCGAUGAGCUGCGGACUGCCUACAUCAACGAGCUGCAUAGGCUGAGUCGAUACAUUCACCCCGACAGGCUCCUCCAACUCACACAGCUCCUGGACCACCUGCAGCCGAUUGUGAGGAAGCUUCACCAGUUCACGUACGACCUGUUUGUCCGGGCCCAAACUCUCCCAGUCCGAGUGAAUUUUCCAGAGAUGAUGUCAGAGAUCAUAUCUGUCCAUGUACCAAGAAUCCUCACUGGCAUGGUCAAACCUAUCCUGUUUCAUAAGUGA